Ricinus communis (castor bean) is the source of this 840-nucleotide messenger RNA. Its product is annotated as abscisic acid receptor PYL12-like. Bases 64 to 615 code for a protein of 183 amino acids. The transcript has a single exon. Gene Ontology annotation, biological process: abscisic acid-activated signaling pathway. Gene Ontology annotation, molecular function: abscisic acid binding; protein phosphatase inhibitor activity; signaling receptor activity. Gene Ontology annotation, cellular component: cytoplasm; nucleus. Lineage: Eukaryota; Viridiplantae; Streptophyta; Magnoliopsida; Malpighiales; Euphorbiaceae. The record is from RefSeq and is a predicted model, not a curated record.
AAGCAUAUUCUUGAAAGAGAAAAGGAAAAAAAAAAAAAGGGACAGCGUACUAAGCCAAAAAACAUGCUAUAUAACUCUAGUCAGAAUCAGAAUCAAGAAAUCCCCAAAGCACAAGAAAUGAUAAGAAAAUACCAUUCCCCAAUCCUCUCACCGAACCAGUGUGGAUCAAACCUGCUUCAAACCAUAGACGCCCCACUACCUGUUGUUUGGUCUGUUAUCCGCCAAUUUGAAAACCCACAGAUCUACAAAAGAUUCAUAAAGAGUUGCACAGUUCUAGCAGGCAGCGGUGGCAUAGGAAGUGUGCGUGAGGUGAAAAUAGUCUCCGGUUUACCAGCCAAAAGUAGCAUGGAGAGGUUAGAUAAUCUUGAUGAUGAUUUAUAUGUAAUGAUCAUCAGUAACGUUGGAGGCGAUCAUAGGCUUGUUAAUUAUAAGUCUACAACAACUUUGCAUGAAGUAGAAGAGGAAAAGGGAACCAAGACUAUUGUAAUCGAGUCUUAUGUAGUGGAUAUACCUUCUGAUAGUUGUAAGGAAGAUACCUGCUUGUUUGCUGAUACUAUAAUUGGAUGCAACCUUAGGUCAUUGGCUAAUGUUACUGAGAAGAUGGCUACUCGCUAGUCAGAUUAAUGGGUUUGCUAAGAUGAUUAAGCUUGUACGUGUUUGAAUUGCUCUCUUUUUCUUCUUUUUUUUUCGUUAUCCCAGCAGUGGGCAUUUAACGUUAGUUUCGUUGAGAGUUUUAUUUUUACUAAUCGGGUUCAAUUAGUAUUUCAGUUAUUUACUCUCAAGUUGUUGGUUCCAACUAAAAUGUAUUAGUAAAAGAAAGAAAGAGUGUUUUCUGUUUUU